AUGACAACUUCUGAAUUGCGCCGACGCCUUGAGGAGCUAAGGAGAGGCGACCUCAGCGUUGAUGACCUGCUGAAAUACCUGCGGGAUUAUCCCUAUGAAGAUCUUGAUUUCGCCAAGAUCGAUCAUCACCGUCCGCUGCGAACCGGAUUCCCGGAAGUGGUGCUUGGGCGUGGUAAGUCACCACAACAAAUAGCCAGUAUUGUCCAGUCCCUGGCCGGCCGGGGAUCUCCGGUUCUGGUCACCAAGGCCGAUCAAGAAUCCUUUAAUGCAGUAGCCGGUGUGAUGCCAGCGGCCAUCUACCAUAGUCUGGCAGGAGCCAUAGAGGUUCCUGGAGAAAACCCGUUGACAGUGCGCGAAGGUGUAACGGUAGUUACGGGGGGAACAGCCGACUUGCCGGUUGCCGAAGAAGCAGCGUUGACGGCAAGAUUGAUGGGUAGUCCUCCCGAGAGAAUCAACGAUGUGGGUGUCGCGGGGUUGCAUCGGCUUCUUGCUUCAAUGGACCGAUUGCGCGAAGCACGGGUAAUAGUAGUGGUGGCUGGCAUGGAGGCAGCAUUGGCCAGCGUGGUUGCGGGCCUGGUAUCAGCCCCUGUGGUAGCUGUACCAACCAGUGUGGGUUACGGGGCCAGUUAUGAAGGUCUUUCAGCGUUGCUCGGCAUGCUGAACAGUUGUGCUCCAGGGGUAGCUACGGUAAACAUUGAUAACGGAUUUGGCGCCGGAUACCUGGCAGCCCAAAUAAACAAAAUGGGCAAAUAG
This is a messenger RNA of Geodia barretti, 753 nucleotides long. The record is from the annotation of a GenBank genome assembly. NCBI's taxonomy places the organism in Eukaryota, Metazoa, Porifera, Demospongiae, Tetractinellida, Geodiidae.